GGUUCGGUUUCUGACCGAACCGACCGUUUGCUCAGCCCUAGUUACCCAGUACAGUCUCUGUAGGUUCAUUCCAAGUAUGUAUAAACAAUCAGAGUGAACAAUAGUAUGAUUGGAGAAGGUGAGUGAAAUCAAUUUGGGGGUUACUCUAGUUCACUCUGCCAAUCACUCCCACUAGUAGUCUUCUUCAACCCCAACAAUUGAAUUCUUAUAUAAUUAUAUAUUUAAUGGAGGAGGUAUCUCAAGCAGACCCAUCUCACUUACUCCAAUACUUGGACUCUAUUUUGGAUUCUGAUCCUUUUAUUAAUGAAGUGGGCUUCAUUCAUCCUUCUCAGUUUCUCGCACUCAAUGAGGAAGCUGCUGCCCCGGUAUCCGAAGAACUGUCAGCUGCCAAUUCUUCGGAUAUGGUUUUCUGGCACAGGGAUCAUAAGCUCGGAAUAUCGACUCAAUAUCUUGUUCCGUUGUACAAAGCCGCAAAAUGUGCAUUUAUGGCUGCAGUGGGACGGUAUAAUGAUAGCAACCUGUCCGCGGAAUCUGGGGAGAAGAAUGUUUCCUCUCUUCAGGACUUGUGCGCAGUUCAGGUCAUGAAGCGUAGCAGAGCACUUUUGCUGCUCACUUCUGAUUUUGGCACGGCAUGGAAUUACAGGAAGCUAAUGAUUCUAAGGGAGCCUCAUGUUUCAACAUAUAUGGAUGAACUUGGUUUUAGUAAGCUGGUGCUGUCAUAUUCACCAAAAAGUGAGUGUGCUUGGAGCCAUAGGCGAUGGGUGAUCAAGAAGAUUUCUGGAAACUGUUUAAAUCUGCAAGAGAUUGUGGAGAACGAAUCUGAUUUGGUGAAAUUAAUAGCAGAGAAGUCUAAAAUGAAUUAUCGUGCUUGGAAUCAUCGUUGCUGGUUAGUGUCCUACAUGUCAAGCGAGCAGGUAAAACAUGAGAUAACUAGUAGCAGAGUUUGGGCUGGAUUGAAUGUUGCUGACAACUCUUGUUUUCACUAUCGCUCACGACUGAUGCUUAGGAUGUUAGAGGGUUUACGGACUAAGCAAGGUUCAAAAGCAGUCUCCAGUGAUAAUGCAGAAUAUUAUAAAAUUUACAAGGAAGAGCUUGAUUGGAACGAGACGUUGAUAAAGCGCUACAUUGGAAGGGAGGCACUAUGGCUUUACCGCCGCUUCCUCUCCUUAUUCUGGGUCGAUCAGUUUGCAAUCGUUGAUGCUGAUGCAUUAGCCCAUAUUAAUCAGACACCUAUAAGCACUGGUGAAAUAAAGACCUUCCUAGAUAAUGAAGUACAACUGUUCUACUCUUGCCAAGGUUAUUCGAAUAAUGACUUUGAGGAUUACCAAGCACAAGCUACAUUUUCUGCUACUUACAUGCUGUGGAUCACACGGCAUUUCUCUCAAUAUGCUGGAUUUGAGCUGAUAAUGAAACUAAGACUGAGAGACCUACAAGAAGUGCUAGAUAAGUAUUGCCCUGAGAGGAGCUUUCUUUGGGAUUUCUUAAGGACUCCAUAAUUAAGAACAUACCUUCUCAUAGUUAUAGCCACCUAUUUGAAAGGUAUAUAAUUUAAUGGUUUUGAGGAAACGGGACCGUGUGAUUUAUGUAGUACUUGGAUACAUAGAAGAACAGUUGUAAUAUUGUUGUUUAGUCAGUCUCACAGAUAUCACAAAAAUCUCAUACGCCAGGGUUUUUUCACAGAGAAUAAUAGAUAUAUCCCCAACUCCAUAUUUUUCA
This is a messenger RNA of Daucus carota subsp. sativus, 1716 nucleotides long. RefSeq lists its product as uncharacterized. Lineage: Eukaryota; Viridiplantae; Streptophyta; Magnoliopsida; Apiales; Apiaceae. The record is from RefSeq and is a predicted model, not a curated record. Gene Ontology annotation, biological process: protein prenylation. The transcript has 10 exons. The coding region runs from base 225 to 1496 and encodes 423 amino acids. Gene Ontology annotation, cellular component: cytoplasm. Gene Ontology annotation, molecular function: protein prenyltransferase activity.